This is a messenger RNA of Priceomyces carsonii, 1461 nucleotides long. RefSeq names its product ubiquitin-specific protease (gene UBP6). Gene Ontology annotation, molecular function: protein binding; proteasome binding; cysteine-type deubiquitinase activity. The coding region runs from base 1 to 1461 and encodes 486 amino acids. The record is from RefSeq and is a predicted model, not a curated record. The transcript has a single exon. NCBI's taxonomy places the organism in Eukaryota, Fungi, Ascomycota, Pichiomycetes, Serinales, Debaryomycetaceae. Gene Ontology annotation, biological process: regulation of proteasomal protein catabolic process; proteasome-mediated ubiquitin-dependent protein catabolic process; protein deubiquitination.
AUGUCACUAACUUAUUUAGUCUCUAUCAAAAAUGCUGGAAAAGUUUAUGAUAUCGAACUUGAGCAGGAAGAUACUGGAUUGAUAUUCAAGCAAAAGAUUAAAGAUGUCACAGGUAUCCCCGAACUGAGACAGAAGAUACUAGUUAAAGGAGGAAAGAUCGAUGAUGAACUAGUUAUGUCUUCUUUAGGUUUGAACUUGAAGCAACCAAUAAUGGUACUUGGAACGCCGGACAAGAAUUUGCCAUCUAACCCAGCAACGAAACAAGUGUUCUUGGAAGACAUGAAUGAGUCUCAGUUGAAUAAUGUAGGUUCAGGUCCAUCGGGACUUGUGAAUCUAGGAAACACUUGCUAUUUGAACUCCUCGCUUCAAGCAAUAUAUCAAAUUGACGAUUUAGCAAGUAAGAUCAGUGAAUUUAAGUCAAGCGGUAUUAAUUCAACACCUAACGAAACGUUGACUGCGUCUUUGAAAAAUACUUUUAAUCAGAUGUCCCAAAAGCAAGAACGGAUAAACCCUACGUUGUUCUUGGCUCUUUUCAGAAAUGUUUUUCCACAAUUUGCUGAACGAAGUGAUCAUGGGUUUUACAAGCAGCAAGAUGCAGAGGAAGCGCUUUCUCAACUUCUUACUGUUGUAAACCAAGCAUUGAAUACAAAUGAUUAUUUUAGGUUGAGUUUCAAGAUUAAGGAAAAAUGCUUAGCAAUUCCGGAUGAGGAAGCUAAAAUAUCUUAUGAUGAUGCGUUCAAGCUUAAUUGUCACAUCGAUAUCAAAACCAAUUUCUUGAGGGAUGGAAUAAUAAACGGAUUAUCGGAAACUAUUGAGAAAUACAACGAUACUCUCCAGUCCAACACUGAAUACGAACUAAAAAGGACUAUCACAAGACUACCAAAAUAUCUUAUAAUUCAUUUUAUGAGAUUUUUCUGGAGAAGAGAUACUCAAAAGAAGUCGAAGAUUUUAAGGAGAGUCCAAUUUCCCUUCGAGCUAGAUCUUGCCGAAAUGCUCGAUGAUUCGAUUAAACCAGAAAAGGCUGCUGUUAGAGAUAAAAUUAGAAAAAUUGAAAAAGAUAAUUUGGAGUUGAUUAGAGAUUUCAAAAAAGCUAAGAAAAACGUUGCAUUAAAUCCGGUUGAACAACAAGAAGAAGAUGAGCUAAAGGUUGCAUCAAUUAAAUCAAGAUUUGAGGAUGAAUUGGCUAAGGUUUUGCCAAAAGAUUUUAAUAUUCACAGCAGCAGCGAAAAUCCUUCAUCAGUCUACGAAUUAACUGCUGUUGUUACACACGCCGGCUCCUCCGCAGACUCUGGUCAUUAUCAAGCCUUUGUGAGAGAUCCAAAUGAUUUGGAUAAAGAAAGAUGGUGGAAAUUCAAUGACGACAAGGUCAGUUCAGUAAAUAGAGAGAAAAUUGAAGCUUUAGCGGGAGGUGGUGAAAGCGAUAGUGCUCUUCUUCUAUUUUACAAGGCAAUGGGAUUAUAA